UCAACACAACUCACAUCAUCAAUCUCAUCAUCAACACCACUCACAUCAUCAAUCUCAUCGUCAGCGUCUUCGCAAUCGACGUCGUCAUCAUCGUCAUCAUUGUUACCAGUUCCACCACCUCCUCUCCUGGCGUGACGGGCGCCGGUGCGAAGCAAGAGUCGCGUGGAGCACUCGGCACCUCAUCACCCCCAUUCGAUCAUCGUCACCUGUUCCACUCCCUCCCUAGCGAGGAGCACGAGGAGCUGGUAGUGCCGGCACGAGGAGCUGGUAGUGCCGGCACGAGGAGGGAGCGCAGCGUCUUGGAUCAUCGUUUCACCAUCAUCACCAUCACUAUCCUCCGCCUUGUCAACAACAUCAUCAUCACCAUCACUAUCCUCCGCCUUGUCAACAACAUCAUCAUCACCUGCCACUUCCUUCCCCCCGCUAUCCUCCGGUGAGGUGUAGUGGUGAGGUGUAGUGGUGAGGUGUAGUGGUGAAGUGUAGUGGUGAGGUGUAGUGGUGAGGUGUAGUGGUGAGGUGUAGUGGUGAAGUGUAGUGGUGAGGUGUAGUGGUGAGGUGUAGUGGUGAAGUGUAGUGGUGAGGUGUAGUGGUGAGGUGUAGUGGUGAGUAGUGGUGUGUGGGCUGCUCCUCCUGCGCGUGUCUGGGCGGCUUCUCCAGGCUCCUUGCUCCUCUUCCGUAUCCAGCACAGGUACCCCCCUCGCCCCCCGCUGGAGGCUGGGCAAGCGGCGCCCAGCACCAGCAGCAUGAGCCAGGAGAGCGGAACCCCGACGACGCCGCCGCCGCCGCCCCCGGGAGAGGCCCCGGCGGCACCGCUCCCCGCCGCCGGGCCCGGGGCCGGAGCCGGGGCCGUGCCGCCCAGCCCGUGCCUCUCCAAGGUGGAGCUGCGGGUGUCGUGCCGCGCGCUGCUCGACCGGGACGCGCUCUCCAAGUCCGACCCGUGCGUCAUGCUGCUCAUGCAGUCGCGCGGCCAGUGGGUGGAGGUGGAGCGCACGGAGGUAAUCAAGAGGAACCUGCACCCCGUCUUCUCCAAGGUCUUCACCAUCGACUACUACUUCGAGGAGGUGCAAAAGCUUCGCUUCGAGGUGUUCGACAUCAACAGCAGCAGCGUCCCCUGCGGGCCCCGCGAGGACGACUUCCUGGGGGCCGCGGAGUGCACCCUGGGGCAGAUCGUGUCGCACAAGAAGAUCACCAAGCCACUGGUCCUCAAGCAUGGCAAGCACGCGGGCAAGUCCACCAUCACGAUAAUCGCCGAGGAGCUCUCGGGCAACAACAACUACGUGGAGUUGUUCUUCAGCGCGAGGAAGUUGGAUGACAAGGACCUUUUCAGCAAGUCGGACCCCUUCCUGGAGAUCCACAAGCUGGACGACGACGACACCUUCCAGCUGGUGCACAGGAGCGAGGUGAUCAAGAACAACCUGAACCCCGUGUGGGCGCCUUUCACUAUCUCCAUCAACUCGCUCUGCAGCUGCAAUUACGACAGACUAAUUAAGUUCGUGGUGUGGGACUGGGACUCAAGUGGAAAGCACGACCUCAUCGGGGAGUUCUCCUCGACAUUCAACGAGAUGCUGGGAGCCCGCGAUGGCAAACAGGUGCAGUGGAACUGCAUCAACCCCAAGUACAAGCUCAAGAGGAGGAAUUACAAAAACUCUGGGGUCGUGAUCCUCACGCAGUGCAGGAUCCAGCGAGUUUACUCCUUCCUCGACUACAUCAUGGGGGGCUGUCAGAUCCAGUUCACGGUGGCGGUGGACUUCACCGCCUCCAACGGGGACCCCAAGAACUCGUGCUCGCUGCACUACAUCCACCCGUACCAGCCCAACGAGUACCUCAAGGCGCUGGUUUCCGUGGGGGAGAUCUGCCAGGACUACGACAGUGACAAACUCUUCCCGGCGUACGGCUUCGGAGCCAGAAUCCCCCCCAACUAUCACGUUUCCCACGACUUUGCGCUCAACCUCAACCUGGACAACCCCGUGUGCGAAGGCAUCCAGGGCGUGGUGGAGGCCUACCAGAACUGCCUGCCCCAGAUCCAACUGUACGGGCCCACCAACAUCGCUCCCAUCAUCAACAAGGUGGCCAAGUUCGCCAUCGAGGAGGAGAACACCAAGCAAGCCUCGCAGUACUUCAUCCUGCUCAUCCUCACGGACGGCGUGGUCACCGACAUGGCCGACACGCGCGAGGCCAUCGUGCGCGCCUCCCACCUGCCCAUGUCCAUCAUCAUCGUGGGCAUCGGCAACGCCGACUUCACCGACAUGCAGAUCCUGGACGGGGACGACGGCGUGCUGCGCUCGCCGCGCGGGGAGCCCGCGGCACGCGACAUCGUCCAGUUCGUGCCCUUCCGCGACUUCAAGAGCGCGUCCCCGGCGGCGCUGGCCAAGUGCGUGCUGGCGGAGGUGCCGCGCCAGGUGGUGGACUACUACGGCAGCCGUCGUGUGGAGCCCUGCAGCCCCUGUCUGCACUCACAGCGCGUGCCCUCCACGCUGGCCCUCUAGGCAGCCUCGGGACGUGCCCUCUGCCCUGCCUCUCUUGACGUGCCCUCUGCCCUGCCCCUAUAGACAUAGGGCAUACUCUCUACCCUGCCCUCAUUGAUACAGGCAUGUCGUCUAUCCUGCCCUUAUAGACACUUGGGCAGGGCUGAGGGAGGGAGGGGCUACGAGCUUGCCAUGUGUCCUUGUUGAGCCGUCCAGACAAGUGGCAGAAUUCCUGAAUCCCCUCUGCUGAACGGAGUCCUGUCGUCACCUGGGGGGUGGCGGGAUGAACGUGAAUGGGGGGCGGAGGAGAGCGAGCAGGGCUCGGGGUGGAGAAUUCCUCCACCACCAAGCCCUCUGGGAUUCCAUGCUCACUGGCAGGUCAUGCCCUCUGGCAGGUCAUGCCGUCUGGCAGGCCAUGCCCUCUGGCAGGUCAUGCUCUCUGACAGGUCAUGCCCUCCGACAGGCCAUGCCGUCUGACAGGUCAUGCCGUCUGACAGGUCAUGCCCUCUGGCAGGCCAUGCCGUCUGACAGGUCAUGCCGUCUGACAGGCCAUGCCGUCUGACAGGUCAUGCCCUCUGACAGGCCAUGCCGUCUGACAGGUCAUGCCCUCUGGCAGACCAUGCCGUCUGACAGGUCAUGCCCUCUGACAGGCCAUGCCCUCUGACAGGCCAUGCCCUCUGACAGGCCAUGCCGUCUGACAGGUCAUGCUGUCUGACAGGUCAUGCCCUCUGACAGGUCAUGCCCUCUUACAGGCCAUGCCGUCUGACAGGUCAUGCCGUC
Petromyzon marinus (sea lamprey) is the source of this 3245-nucleotide messenger RNA. The record is from RefSeq and is a predicted model, not a curated record. Lineage: Eukaryota; Metazoa; Chordata; Hyperoartia; Petromyzontiformes; Petromyzontidae.